Messenger RNA from Mucor mucedo, 189 nucleotides. RefSeq lists its product as uncharacterized. The annotation marks the transcript as partial. The record is from RefSeq and is a predicted model, not a curated record. NCBI's taxonomy places the organism in Eukaryota, Fungi, Mucoromycota, Mucoromycetes, Mucorales, Mucoraceae. The transcript has a single exon.
AUGACAAGCGAAAUAGCUGAAAAAGGAUUCUCUGAUUCUAUCGCAAUCGAAGAAGGAAAGGGACGACCCACGAUACUCAAAGACAAACAUACUGUAUUUAUCUUUAAGCUGCUGGCUUAUGAGCCAACAUUGACAGUCGAAGCUGAUACAAACCACCUGUCAAAAGAAUUUAGAGAUAUACAGAUCACU